Molecule: messenger RNA, 1732 nt
Organism: Rubroshorea leprosula
Lineage: Eukaryota; Viridiplantae; Streptophyta; Magnoliopsida; Malvales; Dipterocarpaceae
Source: the annotation of a GenBank genome assembly
AAAUCCACCAACAGUGAUAUCAUUCUUGAAGUUACACAUAGUUUUGAUGAAUCGAUUUAUUCUAUGGAAGAUAAUGAAGGAUUUUAACCUUUUCCUGAAUUGACUGACAUGUUGAAAGAAGAAGAACCGAAAUUGUAUCCUAAUCAAUCCGAAAUAGAAACAGUUAAUUUGGGAACAGAUGAGGAUAAAAAGGAGAUUAAGAUUAAUCUUGUUAACUUGUUAAAAGAGUUUCAAGAUGUGUUUGCUUGGUCUUAUGAAGAUAUGCCUGGGUUAGAUCCAAAGAUAACAGUUCAUGCUAUUUUGCUAAAGCCAAAAUGUCCACCUGUGAAGCAAAAGUUGAGAAAAAUGAAGCCAGAAACUUUGUUGAAAAUCAAAGAAGAAGUGAAGAAGCUACUAGAUGUGGGGUUCAUUGAAGUAGGCAUGUAUCCUCAAUGCGUUGCCAACAUUGUGCUUGUGCCAAAGAAAGAUGGAAAAGUCAGAAUGUGUGUGGAUUGUAGAGAUUUGAACAAAGCAAGCCCAAAGGAUGACUUUCCUUUGCCACAUAUCCAGCUGUUGGUUGACAAUGCUGCCAAAAGUGUUAAAUUCUCAUUUGUUGAUGGUUAUUUUGGUUAUAAUCAAAUCAAGAUGAAGGAGGAAGACAAGAUCAAAGCCACGUUUAUCACUUUUUGGGGCACCUUUUGCUACAAGAAGAAUAAUCUUGGUGUGUGGGAUGAUCAAUGCCCUGAAGCUUUUGACAAAAUUAAGCAGUAUUUGAAGAAUCCACCAAUUAUUGUGCCACCAGUGGAUGGAAGACCAUUGAUUCUCUAUAUGACUGUGCUGGAAGAUUCCAUGGGGGCUGUUCUUGCUCAACAUGAUGAUUUUGAAUUUGAGAUUAUUUACAUGACUCAAAAGGCGAUAAAAGGUCAAGUCAUUGCAGAUCAUCUUACAGAAAAUGCAGUUAAUGAUUAUCAACCAGUUGAUUGGGAAUUUCCUAAUGAGGAUAUCUUGGCAAUUGAAGAAAGCAAUUAUGCCUUAGCAACUUUGGCUUCCAUGGUGCAAAUAUCAGAUGAAGAUCAAAUUCAACCACUCAUGAUCGAUGUGCAUAAGAACCCUGCUUAUUACAUGGAGAUUAGGCAAGAAAUAGAUGGCCAACCUUGAACAUCUAUUCGAACUUCUACUAGAGCAACACCUUAUUCUUUGGUUUAUGGUAUAAAGGCAGUUUUACCAGUUGAAGUUGAGAUACCAUCCUUGAGGGUUUUAGUUGAAGCAGAAUUGGAAGAAUCAGAGUUGAUUCAAAAACAAUUGGAUUAUCUUAAUCUCCUUGAUGAGAAGAGACUAGUGGCACUUUGCCAUGGGCAAUGUUAUCAACAAAGAAUGGUUGCAGCAUAUAAUAGAAAGGUCAAGCCUCGAAGGUUUCAAAAAGGAGAUGUUGUUUUGAAGAAAAUCCUACCAAGUGAGAGGGAUCCAAGGGGAAAAUUUGCUCCAAACUACGACGUCCUUACAUUGUGAAGGCGGCCUUUUUAGGAGGAGCUUUAUUAUUACCUUAUCUUGAUGGUGUGUUUUUUUUUUUGAAAUAUGAAGAAUUUAGAUCUUGAAUCUCAUUUUUUUGUAUACCUUUGUUUCUUUUGUUUCUUGGUUGCUAUAUUAAUUUGGUUCUUUACAUGGUUUAUUCACAAAUAAUCUUGGGAAAAAUAACAUUUAUUGAUUGCCUUGUUGUGCGGCAAUUCUGUGUUAAUAAAGUUGGUCAAGUUAA